AUGACCGCGACGUACCAGAAGCCGUUCGAUCGCCCGGCGAUCCUCCCGACGAUCCUCCGCCACGUCGGUGACACGCCCUUGGUGCGCAUCAACAAGAUCGGCAAGAAGGCCGGUCUCAAGUGCGAGCUCCUUGCCAAGUGCGAGUUCUUCAACGCCGGUGGCUCGGUCAAAGAUCGCAUUGGCCGCCAAAUGGUCGAAGACGCCGAAGCUAGCGGCCGCAUCAAGCCGGGCGACACGCUGAUCGAGCCGACGUCGGGCAACACGGGCAUUGGCUUGGCGCUGGCUGCGGCCAUCAAGGGCUACCGCUGCAUCAUCACGCUCCCUGAGAAGAUGAGCGCGGAGAAGGUCAACGUGCUCAAGGCGCUCGGCGCCGAGAUCAUUCGCACGCCGACCGAAGCUGCUUGGGACUCGCCCGAGAGCCACAUUGGUGUCGCUAAGCGCUUGAACGCAGAGAUCAAGAACUCGCACAUUCUCGACCAGUACACCAACCCCUCCAACCCGAACGCGCACUACCACGUGACGGCCGAAGAGCUCUUGUACCAAUGCGACAACAAGAUCGACAUGGUCGUGCUGAGUGCGGGCACGGGUGGCACGAUCUCGGGCAUUGCGCGCAAGCUCAAGGAGCGCCUCCCCAACAUUAUUGUUGUCGGCGUCGACCCCGUCGGUUCGAUCCUCGCGCAGCCCGAGGCUCUUAACAACGAAGACCGUCUCCAGCCGUACAAGGUCGAAGGCAUUGGGUACGAUUUCAUUCCGCAAGUGCUCGACCGGUCGCUCGUCGACCAGUGGGUCAAGACCCGCGACCAAGAGUCGUUUGUGAUGGCGCGCCGGCUCAUCCGCGAGGAAGGGCUGCUCGUCGGCGGCUCGUGCGGCGCGACGAUGGCGGCGGCCGUCCAAGCGGCAGCGACAUUGAAGGAAGGCCAGCGCUGCGUGGUGCUCCUCGCCGACUCGACGCGCAACUACAUGAGCAAGUUCCUCAACGACCAGUGGAUGUACGACAACGACUUUGUCCAAGAUACGCUCCACACGGCCGACAACUAUGCGAAAUUCAAAAAGUCGAUGCAGACGUGGUGGGCCGCCCAGCCGCUCUCGGUGCUGAGCCUCCCGACGGCCAAGACGCUUCUGCCGACGAUUUCGUGCAAGGAUGCGAUCGGCGUCAUGGAAGCCAAUGGGUUUGACCAAAUGCCGGUGGUCGACGCGACCGGAAAGCUCCUCGGCGUCGUCACCAACGGCCAACUCCUCUCCAAGCUCGCGUCCGGCCGCCUCGCCGCGAAGGACUGCGUCAGCGUCGGCAUGUUUCAGCACUUUAGCCGCGUCCUGCCCGAUGCGACCCUCGCCGACCUCGCCGAGACGUUCGACAAGGAGUUCUUUACACUCGUGUGCGACGCCAACGACCGCGUCUCGCACAUUGCGACCCGCAUCGACCUCGUCCACUACAUCACGACCGCUCAGCAGUAG
This is a messenger RNA of Saprolegnia parasitica CBS 223.65, 1455 nucleotides long. Its product is annotated as cystathionine beta-synthase. Gene Ontology annotation, molecular function: cystathionine beta-synthase activity; cysteine synthase activity. NCBI's taxonomy places the organism in Eukaryota, Oomycota, Saprolegniomycetes, Saprolegniales, Saprolegniaceae. The coding region runs from base 1 to 1455 and encodes 484 amino acids. The transcript is spliced from 6 exons. The record is from RefSeq and is a predicted model, not a curated record. Gene Ontology annotation, cellular component: cytoplasm.